Molecule: messenger RNA, 2131 nt
Organism: Eptesicus fuscus (big brown bat)
Lineage: Eukaryota; Metazoa; Chordata; Mammalia; Chiroptera; Vespertilionidae
Gene: ACD
Product: ACD shelterin complex subunit and telomerase recruitment factor
Exons: 11
Coding region: 510-2021 (503 amino acids)
Biological process (GO): telomere maintenance via telomerase; telomere capping
Cellular component (GO): shelterin complex; chromosome, telomeric region; telomerase holoenzyme complex
Molecular function (GO): telomeric repeat DNA binding
Source: RefSeq, a predicted model, not a curated record
CUCGGAGGGGAGAGUGACACCUAUUGAGUGCUAUCGGUAAUAUUUCUACUGGCCUUACAAGACUACUAACUUUGUAGAUGAGAAACUGAGUUAAUAUUUACUGAAUCCUCCGGGGUCACACGGCGUUGAAGUGGCUUCGAGCCAAUUCCCUCGGACUAUCCUAGGCCGCAGCCUCAGGCCCCAGGUUCCUCCCUCUCCAUCUGAAACAGCCCUUGACCCCUUCCUGCCCGGUGCCAAGGGAGUUUUGACGGACGGCCCAAAAGAGGCUCCGGCUUUGUUGCUCCGAGAGGUAACAAGCAGGGAAGCAUCUAGUCAAGCCGACAAGAAUCUGCACGGAAAUUCCCUAACAGUAUACGCUUGUGCGCACGCGCGGGCAUGCACAUGGGCGGGGCUUCUAUCUCAGGUCCCGCCCAGCAGUCAUGCAUUUCCUCUUCCGAUGAAAGGCGGGACCGGGCGCCCGCCCGCGGGAAACCUGGGUGAGCGGUGCUCCGUUAAAUUCAGCUGCGGGAAUGGCCAGGUUGAGGAGCGUGGUCCUGCGGCCGUGGAUUCGAGAGCUGGUUCUGGGAUUAGAGAGACUCUCCAGUCCACGGGCAGGGCAGCUGCUUCAGGUGCUGCAGGAGGCUGAGGCCGAGGCCCCAGGCCCGUCCUGCGCCCCUGACACGUCUGAUGUCGGGGCCGCGUUGCUUGUGUCCGACGGAACCCACAGUGUCCGAUGCCUGGUGACGCGGGAAACUCUGGACGCCUCGGACUGGGAAGAGAAGGAGUUUGGUUUCCGAGGGACUGAAGGCCGGCUGCUGCUGCUGCAAGACUGCGAGGUCCGAGUCCAAGUGGCAGAGGGCAGCUUGCCAGCGGAGUUCUACCUCCAGGUGCACCGCUUCAGCCUAAUGCCCACGGAGCAGCCCCGGGAUUGGGUGAUUGGUUGCAACCAGGACCCAGAUGUGCAGAAAAAGCUCAAAGACUGCCUCGAGGAGCACCUUACAGAGUCGGCCUCCUCCAAUGCAGGUAAGUGGGGGUUGAUCCUAACUCUCUGUAGAGUGACUUUCCAGCUAUCACCUCCUGCUCUUUUAGUAAGCCUCUUCCCCACCCACCCUACCCUUAUCUUUGAACUUCAGCCCACCCCCUGCCCCCUGACUCUAGGCCUUUCACUGACCCAACUUCUGGAUGAGGUGCAGGAAGAACAGGAGCAUCAGGGGGCACUAGUGCACCUGGCUGAGAGCUGUCUGAUGCUGGCAGGCCCUUGCACAGCACCCCCGCUCACCCGUUGGGCCACCUCAAGCCACUUGGCCAUGGGAGAAGCUGUGUACACUGUCCCCAGCCUAUGGCUACACAUCUCUGAGAAUGACCAGCAAAUCCUGAACUCUCUGGGCCCAGGUCAGAGGACACAGGGCCCUGAGCUGCCCCCAUCAGACCCCGCUCUUCAGGACCUGUCGCUGACCCUGUCCUCCUCUCCUUCCUCACUCAGUUCCUCAGGAAAUCCUGCCUUACGCAGCCACAUAUCAUCACAGGAAAGUGGUGCCAGCGUCAGCCUUCUGCCUGCCGAGUCCUUGGCUGCUCUAGACACGGGGCAGAAGGGCAGCUCCCAGUCCCAGCCAGCCAUCUGCUCAACCCCCCACUCCCUACCCCGUAGUUCCCCACAUCCCAGCCAUGUAACCAACUCCCCACUCCUGAGUUGUACCCCAAGUCUGUCACCUCUUGGUCACAUCCCCAAUUCACAUCAGGCUGAUGUGACCAGGCCCCAGCCCCAGAAAUCUAGACUGGAGUUCAAGGAACUAGGGUUGCCCCCCAAGAACUGGCAACAUUCUCCACGGAUAAGAACCACUGAGGGAGUCCUGGAGUCCAGUCCUGUCUGGGACCCCCCAAAGAAGCAUCGAGAUGGUUCCGCCUUCCAAUAUGAGUACGAUCCACCCUGCACUUCCCUCUGUGCCCAGGUCCAAGCUGCCAGGCUCCCUCCCCAGCUCCUGGCCUGGGCCUUGCAUUUUCUGAUGGAGCCACAGCCGGAAUCCAAGCAAACCCAGGUGUGAGGGGUCAUGUGACCACGUAGGAGAAUGUGCAUAUAGGUCUAUGUCUCUGAGUGGACAAACAGUGCUCCACACUCUGCUUCAAGUUUUUUAAUAAAAUAAUCUCAUGCGGC